Molecule: messenger RNA, 841 nt
Organism: Microplitis demolitor
Lineage: Eukaryota; Metazoa; Arthropoda; Insecta; Hymenoptera; Braconidae
Product: integrin beta-8-like
Exons: 5
Coding region: 1-717 (238 amino acids)
Source: RefSeq, a predicted model, not a curated record
AUGGCCGUUAUAAAAAUCUUCGUAAUUAUUUUUGGCGUAAUUCAAGCAGAAAUUCUUCAAUUUCCAAGAUUUAAACCAGCCAACAAUUGCAGGGAUUACCGGAUACAAUGUAAUUCGAGCAAUGAAAUUCCGUGUUGUCAAGAACAUAACUUGUGCGCGAAGGUUCAAAUAGCUCCUGCGAAAUAUUCUUCAAUAUGUUUGAAACCAUUAACAUUAGGAGAUUUUUGCGAAGAAAAUGUCGAUUGCUUAAUGUUAGGUCAUGCGAAUUGUCAUAAAGGUCACUGUGAGUGUUUGGCUAAUUAUGGGAUACCGAAGAUGGGAACCAAAUGUUUGCCACUUAUAGGAGCCAUUUGUUUGGAGAAUAAUGAUUGCUCAGUAAAAGAUACUAUUUGUGUUAAUAAUAAAUGUCGAUGCAGAGAUAAAUACAUCGCUAUCGAUAACAAUCAGUGCAAACCAUCAACAUUAGGAAAAAAAUGCCGAGGUGAUUGGAACUGUAAUGAUCAAUUGCAUAUGAAAUGCUCAAAAAGUAAUAUAUGCAGAUGUAAAAGUAAUUAUAUUAUAAAAGAUAAUAUGAAGUGUGUACCGCUUUUGGAUGAAUUUUGUUGGAGUGGUGAAAAAUGUGCAGUAAAUAAUUCUGUGUGUUUUAAUAAUAAAUGUCAAUGCAUUAAAGGUUACAGAGCACUUGGCAAUUAUUUAUGCAUUCCUACCGAUAUUUGAAGUGUCAUUGACUGAACGACUUAUACUGUUGGAUUACUUCGAUUUGAUGUUUAUAAAUAACAAUUAUAAAUUAUGGUUUCAAUAGUUUUUAAAUAUUUAUUGGAAUAUUGAAUAAAAUGUAAAA